GGAAUUAUGGGAUAUCUUCCCUCGGCGGCGCGGUGCCGCCAUGUCUCCUGAAGAUAAACGGCGGCUAAUCGUUUUCUCCGCUGUGGUGUUCUCUUUAUUCCUCCUUUUACUCGUGUUGAGCUACAUACCAGCUUAUUUAUACAUACUUUUGAUCUGUGUUGUGUCUUGUGUCGUUUAUUUUCACAAAGCGGAGGAGUUGCAGCUCUUCGAGAGACUAGGCCUCAAUCCUCGACGUGGACUGAGCGUCCCGUCGGCUCUGCUGCGCUGGUUACCGGGCAGGACUUUGAGCGGAGUCCCGGCCGCCGGCAGAAACAAGAUACGUAAAAGUGAUGCUAGAAAUUCCUUCGCGUCACCCAGCGAUAGACACUUUGCGGGCUCGUAUUAUAGAAGAGACCACACGCUCAGUGAGUCGGUGUUCAGCCCUCGGGAUAUACUCAUGGGAAGUUACCUCGCCAAGACUGAAGGAAGCCCCUCCGCAGCGGUGAGGCCCACUGGAGGCUCGGGGGCUUUCAUGCACCCCAGAGAUCAGCUCCGGGAGAGACUCGCCCGACCUAAUCAUGCCGUGCACACUCCUAACAAAAGACUGUCAUUCGGGGGCACUGCAAGUCGGUUCACCAUCACCCCCCAAAGACAUUACCCCCUUCAGCAGACGGGAACAUCUCCCAUCGGAGUGAUUCCACCUGCAAAAUGGGAUGGAUUCUGUAAGAAGAAUGUUCUCACCCAACGCAAUUCACCUGCUGCUCACAGUCCGGUCACAGUGAAGAUCGCCAAAACAGACCUCGCUCGAUCAUCUUUCUUCAAUCACCUGAACUCCCCUGGAGCAGUCAAAUCCCCAGGUAUUGGAGCUCAGGCAGACCCCUGCUCCAGAGAAGCUGUUCUGAGUGUGCUCAGAGAGAGCAGGAAGAGGGAGGUUGAUGAGGAGGACAAGAGUGCUUCCUCUGGGCAGAAGAGCAAAAGGAGGCGACAUGACAGCAGUGGAAGUUCUCAGUCAGCAUUUGAGCCACUUCUUGCAAAUGGAGCUCCAUCUCAGCUUGUGCCAAAACCUGGCAGUCUAAAGAGAGGGAUGAACUCCUCUCUCAACGAAGAGUCCAUUAUGAAGCGGUCUCGCACUUCCUCCAUCAGCUCUGUAAGUGGUGCUCCUGUUCCCAGUGGGGUGCCUGGAUCUGUCCGAAAUCCCAUUCGCAGUUCCUACAGCUCUUCACAGGGUUAUCCACAGAGAAGAGCAGCAUCCAGUCUCAGUCUUUCUCCUUUCACAAGCCCAGGAGUAUCUCGGUGUCAGACUCCAGAGCGAGCUGCCAAGAAAGCAAGGGAGGAAGAUGCUACCUUACCAGGUUCUACAUUCUUUAUGAAAAUGGAUAAGGUGGCAACUGACCCUGCGCCUGCUACAACUAAACUUACUCCAAAAUCUGAGGCACCUGUUGCAACAUCGACAUCUGACUCUGGAGGAAGCGGUUGCAAACGCAAGCGCAAAAUCCAGCUGGUCACCACAAACAGAGGAGAUCAGAUUUCUUUGCCACCACCUCCUGAACUUGGCUAUACUAUCACAGUGAAAGAUCUAGAUAUGGAAAAGAAAGCAGCUCUCAGCCAGAUACAGAAGGUCUUGGAGGAGCCUGAGCCAGAGAUCCCUCCUCCUGCUUCUGAACCUACCCCAGCUCUGGCUCCCUCUUUAACCCUGUUCUCUCAGCCAGCACCAACCUCUUCAUCUGGGACUGCACCUGCUGUGAGCUUCGCGCCCACUCUGAUUUCUCUUUCCACACCUGUGCCUGAGACCACACCAGCCACUACUACAACUCCUGCUCCAACUAUCGACCUCACCAUCACUGCGCCCAGUGUGGCUAGUACUGCACCCCUGACUCUCACCUCAGCCCCCUCUGUCACUACCACCCCAGCUGCCCCAACUGCUCCAUCUUCAAGCAUCUCUAACCCUCUGCUGGAGUCCCUGAGAAACAUGAAGAAUAAUCCGCUUCUCAAUGCUCCCACUCUAAUGGGCACUACCACUGCAGCUCCAGCAGUGUCUGUGUCCAGUCUUUCUACACCUGCUUCUGCCACAAACCCGAGCAGCGGAGUUGUCAAAUCGGAGUCAGGCCCUACCGCUCUGCAGCCUUUAUUCUCUACCCCAUCCUCCAUAUCAACGCCUGCCUCCAAGCCAGCCACCUCUAUGCCCUCUGCCUUCGCUCAGAUCUUGGCCCAACCUCUUAAACCCCCAUCAAGCAUGCCAUCCCUGGGCGGAGGAGGCAGCCUGUUCAGUUUGAUUAAACCUGUGGCCACUCCUGCAUCUGAGCCUCCUAAAUCUACAGUCACUGUACUUACGACCACGGUCGCAUCAGUCAAUAGCAUUAGCAACCCCCUGUCGUCUGGGUUUAAGCCCAUUUUUGGUGCAGCAAGCACCACGCCUGCUUCCACAGCAGAGGUCAAACCCACCCAGCCAACCUUUAAGCCUUUAUUUGGCACAGGAAGUGGCAUUAGUACCUUCGGGCAGACAGCCACACCAACGACAUCAACCCCUGCUGCUCCGGUUUCACAGAACAGUGGGAUGUUAUUUGGUGGACUAACCAGUACCCAACCAGUGACGGUGUCCGCAUCAUCUGCCGCCCCAAUUACGCAAACUCCUUCCCCGUCUCUCUUUGGAAGCUGGACUACAACAGUCACAUCCGCUCCUGCCACAAACACCACGUUCAAGUUUGGAGCAACAUCAACCACAACGGCUGCCCCUACGCUGAACACCAACACCACUAAUGCUAGCAGCACCACCUCUGCUUUUCAGUUCGGAGCAGCAAAGCCUGCACCUGCCCCACAGGUCCAAAGCACAUUCACUUUUGGCCAGGUGUCGGCAAACCAGAACUCCACAUCCACUCCGUUUGGUGGGUUUGGCAUGACCAGCAGUGCCACCACAUCCUCAGAGACACCCACAACACAAACCACUUUCAGAAGCUCAACCUUCACUGCAUCAUCAACCUUUCCAGCAUCCACACAGCAGACCCCUGCUGCUGCAAAGCCCUUCACAUUUGGGGCUGGCAGUGGAAGUAGCAGCACAUCACCAUUUGUGUUUGGAGCCGCAGCCAGCACAGCAGCGCCUGCGUUUGGGACUAACAGCCAGCCUACGUUCGGUGGAGCUGGCUUCGCUUUUGGAAACACCACCACCCCUUCUGCGGCUCCCGUCUUUGGGGCCUCCACACAGACUGUGGCCCCUCUCCCUCUCCCUGCCCCAGCUCCUACAUUCACCUUCGGAGGGGCGUCAACAGCCACUCAGAACCCUGCUCCUAGUACUCCGGCGCCUCCUGCCUCUGGAGGGUUUAACUUUGGGGUGUCACUCUCAGCAACACCGUUUGGAACCCCUACACCUGCAGCUCAAACGCCAGGGUUUUCCUUUGGAGCCAACAACACCGAUAACAAGCCUGGUUUUGGAACAUCAACUCCUGCCUUUGGCCAGGCAUCUGCAGGAAUGUCAGUGCCAUUUGGCAGCCCUGGAACCCCAGGUUUUGGAGCAGUGGGCGCCUCACCAUUUGGUUCUUCACCAGCCACCUUCUCUAUCGGAACGGGAUCCAAGUCCUCUGGGGCUCGUCGAUUACAAGCACGCAGACAGCACCCAAGGAAGAAGUAAUGUGGCUGAUGUGAGUCCUGUCCCUUUCAUUAUUGUCGUCUGGACUCUGCAACUACUACUCCGGCUGUCCCACCUGCCUCAGACACUGCUGCUACUGCUGCUGGUCCAAACACAACAAGGCUCUCAGCCAGACCUCAUCUCUACAACCCUCCAGACUGUCAGGGCUGGUCAGGCGUGUAGGAUCAAGGCUCAUGGAGUGUAGAUUUUAGAGUACCGGGCGGCCCCAUCUCUGCGGUUUGUUGCGCCCACCGAGACUCAUCACAACCUUGCUAAUGGAGUCUGUAAAUGUCUAAUGAGGACGUCUGGUGUUGAGGAAGGAUGGCGAACAGGAGCGAAUUAUACUUGAACGAAAAAGAGACUUUCAAAUCUGGACUCAAUCUGAAUUCAGUCCAGGCCUGUUAAAAGAAACGGAUCUUAUUUUUGACUCUUUUUGUUUGAGUAAUCAGAUGCUCUUUAUUUUAGAUCCAGUGAAUACACCUUUUUUCCCUUGCAAAUUAGUGUAGAUUUGUCAUGCUUUUCCAUCAUGCUUAGCAGAAUCUUAAUUUUGUUAAGCCCUCAAAACGUGAAUAUUUUACCCGUUUCAUUUACAUUACAAUUUUUUUUUUUUUUUUGCCUGAGUGAGCUGCAUAAUAAACAAAUUUUACAUCGCUUUUUCUGUAAGCAACGUUUACGUGCCUGUUUUCCUGCAUUCGUUUAUCAUACGUUGGAUGUCUGUCUGUUUAAAACCAAAGCUGAUGUUUUUUUUAGUACGACACGUUGACCUCUCCGUCACACCAUGCCCGUUUUACUACCUCUCCAUUUUAAACGUGCAUCUGUGUCCCAGCUGAGAUGUUUUACUGCAGAUUCGAUGUACUGUUAAUUAUACUCUGAGUAAUUAAAGUCAGCAAUUAGUGCAAACAUGUAGGCAAAACCACGAUUCUAUAGCUGUUGCAUCUGCCAUCAGUGUGUAUUUAACUGUCAGGCACUGGAUGUAGCUCUCAUUUUAUUUUUUAUCCAUUCAUUGCUCUGUGUGCCUUAGUGUGUUUUGCUUCUGGUUACGUAUUAUGGAUGAUGUCAGAUUUGUACUCUGAGACAUGGAUGCCUGUUCUUUCAUAAUAAUGCUUAAGUGCAUUUAGAUGAUUUCAAAAGAAUAUGAUCUCAACUUCAAUUAUUUUUGAUUACUGACUAAAAAGUCAAAUUUCAGACUCUGUAAAAGUGCAUACUUGCGUUUGAAUAUUCUUUGGAAAUAAACAUUUGACUUGAGUGAUCAAUUGAAA
This is a messenger RNA of Sinocyclocheilus rhinocerous, 4857 nucleotides long. Its product is annotated as nuclear envelope pore membrane protein POM 121-like. The record is from RefSeq and is a predicted model, not a curated record. The coding region runs from base 41 to 3601 and encodes 1186 amino acids. Gene Ontology annotation, cellular component: nuclear pore. The transcript is spliced from 13 exons. Gene Ontology annotation, molecular function: structural constituent of nuclear pore. Lineage: Eukaryota; Metazoa; Chordata; Actinopteri; Cypriniformes; Cyprinidae. Gene Ontology annotation, biological process: RNA export from nucleus; protein import into nucleus.